Paramisgurnus dabryanus is the source of this 4136-nucleotide messenger RNA. RefSeq names its product RAD23 homolog A, nucleotide excision repair protein a (gene rad23aa). Gene Ontology annotation, cellular component: cytosol; nucleoplasm. Gene Ontology annotation, biological process: proteasome-mediated ubiquitin-dependent protein catabolic process; nucleotide-excision repair. NCBI's taxonomy places the organism in Eukaryota, Metazoa, Chordata, Actinopteri, Cypriniformes, Cobitidae. Gene Ontology annotation, molecular function: ubiquitin binding; polyubiquitin modification-dependent protein binding; damaged DNA binding. The record is from RefSeq and is a predicted model, not a curated record.
AAUAUUAACAAUUAUAAAGUUAACUAUUAUUAUUAGUUAAUCGUAAAAUGUUGAAGUAUGCUGAUGACUUGUAAAUGUCUGUCAUCAGUUAUUUCUACAAAGUGUAAUUCCACCAUUACCAGUAGGUGUCAGUGUGUAAGAAACGCUCUCUUCUCUCCGCCCGCUCGCCGCAAGCACCACAGAAGAAGAAGAUGUCCGAGCGCACCUGACAGGCGUGUUUUUAGCUUGUUAGCAAAGCGGCUACAUCUCUAAACGCGUAUCAUCUGGCCAUCGCUUCAGAAACCACACGUUGCUUUGGCAUUUUUAAAGUGCACAGAGGUCGAGAUUUGGAAGGAAAGGAGAAAUAAAUCGCCGCAGUCAUGCAGAUUACGCUGAAGACGCUGCAGCAGCAGACCAUUCAAAUAGACAUCGACGAUGACCAGACGGUGAAGGCACUGAAAGAGAAGAUUGAGGCUGAAAAAGGCAGAGACAGUUUUCCCGUGGCAGGACAGAAGCUCAUCUACGCCGGGAAAAUCCUGCAGGAUGACACGCCCAUCAAAGAUUACAAAAUCGAUGAGAAGAACUUUGUGGUGGUGAUGGUGUCAAAGACGAAGCCUUCAUCAUCAUCAGCGCCCGCCCCAACCUCAGAUCCGCCCAAAACUAUCACUGCUUCCUCUUCUUCCUCCUCUCCUCCUCCCACUCCGGCCCCUGCUGCGAUCCCUAUCCCUGUAGACGAGAGUAAGGAUGAUCCACCUGCAUCUGUCUCACCAGCGCAGAGUCCUGAUGGUGGUAUGAGUUCUGUGGCUGACGGGGAAGAUGCUUCUUCAACAUUAGUGACGGGUCAAGAGUAUGAUGACAUGCUUUCGAAUAUCAUGUCUAUGGGAUAUGAAAGAGAGCAGGUCGUGGCCGCACUCAAGGCCAGUUAUAAUAACCCUCACCGGGCCGUCGAGUACCUGCUCAAUGGGAUUCCUAGUGUCCCUGUGCAGGAAACAAACCCUGCCCCGGCCCAGCUGCCCACUGACACCCCAACAACAGAAGGCGGUGAGAACCCUCUGGAGUUCCUGCGUUCUCAACCACAGUUCCAGAGCAUGAGGCAGGUGAUCCAGCAGAACCCAUCCCUGCUGCCAGCUCUUCUGCAACAGCUGGGACAGGAAAACCCGGAGCUACUGCAGCAAAUCAGUCAACAUCAGGAGCAGUUCAUUCAGAUGCUGAACGCGCCCGUGGCCGAAGGCGAGGUCGUGGAGGGGGCCGAGUUCGCCGAUUUGGGUGCCAUCGCUGACGAGACGGCACCCGGCAGUUACAUCCAAGUGACGCAACAGGAGAAAGAUGCUAUUGAGAGGUUAAAAGCUCUUGGGUUUUCAGAAGCUCUUGUGGUCCAGGCGUACUUUGCUUGCGAGAAGAACGAGAAUCUGGCCGCCAACUUCCUGCUCAAUCAGAAUUUCGAGGACGAAUGAGAUUCGUGGACAGCCCACCUGCCCGUUCCCGCUCCACUACACACGCACUGCAUCUACUCGGGACACCAGUUUUCCCCAUUAUUUCUUUGAGUUUAAGUUAAGGGGAGACUCGCAGACUGGGUGGGGAUGGGGCGGAUGCUUUUAAACGGAGCAAAUAUUCCAAUGGAAUCGAUGGCAGUUGGGUUGAAUGCACUCUGGCAUGUCGAAAGAGGUGACAACAUCAGCAUCAAUUGAAAGCAAACGCUUCUAGCAGUAUUACGGGAUAGGACGAGCAAGGUUAGACGUAUCUUUGUUUGUUUUAAUUGCAAAGAAUUAUUAGUAAUAUAUGUCUAUGGAGAUUUUAUAUAUUUCUCUUAAUAUCAGAGAUAUUUCUCCCCCAGAACACAAUGAUUGGAUGAUUAAAUGUAUCAGCUAAAGUGGUAACAUUAAAAUAUCAAAUGAGUUUGGUGUAAUACAAAUAAUUUGCGGCAAAACAAAUGAACUAAAUUAAUGUUGUUUCAUGAAUGGAUCCAUAUCGUAUGUAAUGUUAUAACCUUAAGUGACCGAUAUAACUGGUGUUAAUGUAUUGGGAUGAAGGAUGAUAAAUGAAUUUAAAUGCGCAAUUUGGUCGUCCCAUUUACAGUUAGCACGACAAGCUGUUUGCAACACUUUUUCGAUAACACUACGAUUGCUUUUAUCAACUGGGACCAGAAAGGAGCCGGCUGGUAGGAGGGGAGGGGCUGAAAACCAUUAUGGCAUCCAAAAUGCAGUCAUUUUAGAUCUAGGAAGAAUUUAUUUCUUUAAAACAGUGUAUUUCCCAAAAUAAGGCAGUGUAUACAGGGUUUAUUUAAUGUUGGUUUUUAGAGAAGGCAUGUCUUCAUUUGUUAUCUCUUGAUCUUCGAGGAACAUUUUUAACUUUAAAAGUCAUAAGUAUAAACAAACAACAACAAGGAAUAUUUAGGGUAAUUUUUCUCAAAUAAUUCAUAGAUGAGCUUAUUUUACUGCAUAAUGUGGGAGGACCAAUUUGUACGAUACAAAGGCACACCAGCUUGCUUGCAUUUCAGCGCUAUAAAGCAGAUAACCGUCACAGCACGGUGAUCCUUUGCGAGACAUUGUACGCAGAAUGUAAAAUCCUGAUUUUUAUGAAUCAUAUCUCUGUGUAAAGCUGAUAAAAGGUUCUUUUGUUCAUGUAUUACAAGUACAGUAAAGAUACUUUCAGCAGUCCUGGAAAUUCACUUUUUUUGUUUGUUCUGCAGGUUCAGGAUCCAGAAAGCCUCUAUUUGUUUCCCAGUUAACCCUUGUGGGUUGUUGAGGCCAUUUUUGUUUUUUAUGUCUUAAUUUGGCCACAACUUUCUCUGUGUUUCAGCAAAUGGAAUGAUUUUGGGUGAUACAUCUUAUAUUUACACACAUUUUGAAAAAAUGCUUUGAAAUUUUUCAAAAACUCAACAAUAUACCGUGGGCAAAUUUACUACCCUUUUGGGUUGUUUGUGUACAAAAAAAACACUAAAUUAAACGGCUGUAAAAAUGUAUCAUAUGAAUAUUUAUUCCAAUUUUUUUUUCAUAAAUCUGUUAAUCACCCUCAGUGCUGAUCAAAACGACCAAAUGCUUAAAAAAAUGUCCAUGAUUUUAACUCUUUCAUUGCCAAGUUCACAAGUGUUGUCACUGAUUUGAUAAAAAAACACAAAAUUACAGAUUUUUGAUAUAAAAAAUAAUUGUGUACUGGAUUUUUUUAACCUUUUUCACAAAGGGCUUGUCAAAGAUUGGUGAACACAUUGGCUUUAAUGCAUUUUUAGUUUUUGCAGCAUCAGUUUUUAUUUUUCUUCCCUAAUUAGUUUGUGGCUUUUUUUGCCCCAUUGACUUCCAUUAUAACAAAAUUUUUUGAUUGCAGAGCCAUGACACCUCAUUUUCAUGCAUUCUUGAUUGUUGGCGAUUUUUCAUUUUGCUAAGAGGUAAAAUUUGUGAUUUUUACUGUUGAUCAUCACUCUCUCUCUCUUUCUCUCUCUCUCCAUAUAACUCAAUGUACAAGCCAGAAAUUAAGCUCUGUUUUUUGCACAGGUCUACUAAAGGGUUAAUGGUGCCACAUGGUGAUCAACAGGAAAAAUGACAAGAAAUUUGACCUCUUAGCAAAAGGAAAAACCAUCAACAAUCAAAAAUGCAUGAUUAUAUGAUCUCAUGGCUUUGCAAUCAAAAAAAUUUGUUAUAAUGGAGGUCAAUGGGGCAAGAACAGUAAAUGAGGGAGGAAAAGAAUAAAAACUGAUGCUGCACAAAAACUAAAAAUGCACCAAAGCCAAUGUGAGUCCACAAUCCCUUUUUAUAUAAAAAAAUCAAUCAAUUUGUGUUUUUUUUUUUUUUUGCCCAAAUCAGUGACACCACUUAUGAACUUGGCAAUUAAAGAGUUAAAAUCAUGGAAAUGUUGUUAAUAUUUGGUAUGUUUGAUCAGCACUGAGGUUGAUUAACAGAUUUAUGAAAAAAAUUUACUGAUUAAUUUUUACAGCCAUUUAAUUCGGUGGCCUUUUUUGUACACAAACAACCCAAAAGGGUGAAUUGGAACAACCCACAAAGGUUAAAUGCUCAUUGCAAAAAAUGUACACCUACUGUAUUAGCAGGCCCGCACAGGUUUUAGCAGACUUUUGGGAAACUUUAUGGUUCACUUUGUUAAAAUCAGCUAUCAAGUUAUACAAAAGAAACAGACAGAAAACCUUGUUAAUGAUUUGAUUUUAUACA